Molecule: messenger RNA, 84 nt
Organism: Spirodela intermedia
Lineage: Eukaryota; Viridiplantae; Streptophyta; Magnoliopsida; Alismatales; Araceae
Source: the annotation of a GenBank genome assembly
AUGAAGGGGCAUUUUAGUCAUACUUGUCCAUGUAUAAAAACUCUUUUCUCCUCUCUUUCUUGGGUUAUUCUGGACGUGCUCUAG